This is a messenger RNA of Nerophis lumbriciformis (worm pipefish), 770 nucleotides long. The record is from RefSeq and is a predicted model, not a curated record. NCBI's taxonomy places the organism in Eukaryota, Metazoa, Chordata, Actinopteri, Syngnathiformes, Syngnathidae.
UCUGCCGCCGACGGUGGCUACUUUUUGCCCUCAACCAGACAACUUUUAUGUUUGCCGGCGCGGAAGAAGACGGCUGCUUUUCCGUGUGAAAAGAGGGACGCCGGAGUGUCGCGGAGGCCGCCAUGGGGUGCUGUUACAGCGGCGAGGACGAGGCGGCAGAGCAGGAUCCUGAACGCAAGCCGCUGAUCACGCACCCAAACCCGGUCAGCAAACCCCCAAAUGGCACGGACUGGAUCAGUCCCACCGUGCCCUCGGCCAGGACGGACGAACAGGCCCUGCUCACCUCCAUCCUCACCAAGACGGCACAGAACAUCAUCGACGUGUCGGCGGCUGACUCAGUCAUGAUGGAGCAACAUGAAUACAUGGACAAAGCUCGACAAUACAGUACAAAACUUGUUGCAUUUAGCAGCAGCAGUCUUCAAAAGAAAGCCCUGGUUCUCCCCUCCUUCACCAGCCAGCCCCACCAAGUGCUGGCCAGUGACCUGGUGCCAUACUCGGACGUGCAACAGACGAUGAACGCUCGUCAAGAAGAACGUCCCCUUCAGCAGCAGGAGGAUGCACAGCCCCCCCACAUUAAAGAAGAAGAGGAGGAUCUCUGGGUUACUCAGGAGGAAGAGUUUCUUCCAGGGCAGAAGGAGACUGAUCUCAGCAAACAAAUGCUACACAGCUCCAUGCUGGUGCUGAGAGGAAAAACAUGUGUCUUCAACAGUUGGGCAAGACAACCACAAGGUGGCGUAGGCCGCACCAGCACUUGUGUGGCUCAACCAUGA